This is a messenger RNA of Camelus dromedarius (Arabian camel), 6157 nucleotides long. It is a transcript of the gene KLHL32, whose product is annotated as kelch like family member 32. Gene Ontology annotation, molecular function: protein binding. The transcript has 11 exons. The record is from RefSeq and is a predicted model, not a curated record. Lineage: Eukaryota; Metazoa; Chordata; Mammalia; Artiodactyla; Camelidae. The coding region runs from base 406 to 2268 and encodes 620 amino acids.
CGGUCUGAGCCCGCGCGGGUCCGCCAAGGUGCGUCUCUAGGCAGACGCUGUCGCCUAGCGCAGAGCAAGCUGGACGCGCCACCCGCAGGGCUGGCUGCUGCCUUAUUUACUAGGAAAUACUGUUUCUCUGCGGGAGAGUCCGGGAGCGCAGACCCACACACACGCUAGCUAGCGCGCUCGCGCUUAACAACUGCAUCCCCAAACCGGCAGAGCGAAGCUGCUGCGGUUCCUCUUAACCUCAGCAUCGUGGGGCGAAGCAGGGCCAUUGUGCAUCAGGGAGAGCCCGGUGCCUGCGCUGCCACCUUGGGUACGUAACCCAGCAGACCGCUCACCCCAAAGGCUGGAAUGCUUGCUGAUUCCUCUGCAAACUUCUAAGGCUGAGAUCCUGAGGAACCCAGCUGGAGAAUGCCGUCUGAACGCUUCCUCAGUAUUCAAGAAAUGCUGACGGGCCAGAGGCUCUGCCACUCGGAAUCUCACAAUGAUAGCGUCCUGGCGGCACUGAAUCAGCAGAGAAGUGAUGGCAUCCUCUGCGAUGUCACCCUGAUUGCUGAGGAACAGAAAUUCCACGCUCACAAGGCAGUCCUAGCAGCCUGCAGUGACUAUUUCCGGGCCAUGUUCAGUCUUUGUAUGGUGGAAAGUGGGGCCGAUGAGGUGAAUUUACAUGGGGUGACCAGCCUUGGCUUAAAGCAGGCCCUGGAGUUCGCGUACACAGGACAGAUUUUGUUGGAGCCUGGCGUGAUCCAGGAUGUGUUAGCAGCUGGCAGUCACCUACAGCUGUUGGAGCUUCUCAACUUAUGUUCCCACUAUCUCAUCCAGGAAUUAAAUAGCUUUAAUUACUUGGAUCUGUACAGACUUGCUGACCUCUUUAACCUCACUUUGUUGGAGAAGGCAGUGAUCGAUUUCUUAGUGAAACAUCUCUCUGAACUCCUGAAGAGUCGCCCGGAAGACAUUCUAACGCUCCCUUAUUGUCUGCUUCAGGAGGUCCUGAAGAGCGACCGCCUGACCUCCUUGAGUGAAGAGCAGAUCUGGCAGCUAGCCGUCAGGUGGUUGGAACACAGCUGCCACUACCAGUACAUGGAUGAGCUCCUGCAGUACAUCCGCUUCGGCCUGAUGGACGUGGAUACUCUCCACACUGUUGCCCUGUCCCACCCCCUGGUCCAGGCGAGUGAGACCGCAACAGCUCUUGUCAACGAGGCCCUGGAGUACCACCAGAGCAUCUAUGCCCAGCCCGUGUGGCAGACCCGCAGGACCAAACCGCGGUUCCAGUCAGAUACUCUGUACAUCAUUGGUGGGAAGAAGCGCGAGGUCUGUAAAGUCAAGGAACUUCGGUACUUCAACCCGGUGGACCAGGAGAACGCCCUCAUAGCUGCCAUUGCCAACUGGAGCGAGCUGGCUCCCAUGCCCGUGGGCAGGAGCCACCACUGUGUGGCCGUGAUGGGGGACUUCCUGUUUGUUGCAGGAGGGGAAGUUGAGCAUGCCAGCGGCCGGACGUGUGCCGUCAGGACCGCCUGUCGCUAUGACCCCCGCAGCAACUCCUGGGCAGAGAUAGCACCCAUGAAAAACUGCAGGGAGCAUUUCGUGCUGGGAGCCAUGGACGAAUACCUCUAUGCAGUUGGGGGCAGAAAUGAACUGCGCCAGGUCCUGCCGACCGUCGAGCGCUACUGCCCCAAGAAGAACAAGUGGACUUUUGUGCAGUCCUUUGACCGGUCCCUCUCAUGUCACGCCGGAUACGUGGCUGACGGUCUUCUUUGGAUAUCAGGUGGAGUAACCAACACAGCCCAGUAUCAGAACAGACUAAUGGUAUAUGAACCUAACCAGAAUAAGUGGAUAAGCCGCAGCCCCAUGCUGCAGAGGAGGGUCUACCAUUCCAUGGCUGCUGUCCAAAGGAAGCUCUAUGUUCUUGGAGGCAAUGACCUGGACUACAAUAACGACCGCAUCCUCGUGAGGCACAUAGACUCCUACAACAUAGACACCGACCAGUGGACGCGUUGUAAUUUUAACCUUUUGACUGGCCAAAAUGAAUCUGGAGUUGCUGUCCAUAAUGAGAGAAUAUAUUUAGUUGGUGGAUAUUCAAUUUGGACAAAUGAGCCUCUGGCUUGUAUCCAGGUACUGGAUGUGAGUAGAGAAGGCAACGAAGAAGUGUUCUAUGGGCCUACACUCCCUUUUGCUUCCAAUGGAAUAGCAGCAUGCUUCCUUCCAGCUCCAUAUUUCACAUGCCCUAACCUUCAAACUCUCCAAGUGCCUCAUCACAGGAUUGGCACCAUCUGAAAAGCCAAUGCUCUCGUAAUAACCAUCAUAAACAGGAGGGGAAAGAAAGAAAAAAAAGCCUGACUUUUGGAUUCUGGGCAUGAAAAUACUCAGUGCUCAGUGCCUCCUUGUUUUGUUUUCUAGAUCUUAUAUUCAGAUAAACAUUAGCAAAAAAUGAACAGUUUUCUAAAAUACAUUAUUGAAAAUGCCUGUCACCCUUCUCAGUGUGUCAACAUACAAUAUGUAUGACUUUUAUUGUGGUGUAGCUUUAGCGCCAACUUAAUGGUCCAUGGGUCUUUAGAACACUCUUUGUACACUUUGUCUAAUCAGUGCUGUCUAGGACAUUGCAUUCUUAGUAAGACAAUUUAUUUCACAAGUACUGCCAUCAAUGACCUUAAAAAAAAAUCUUCAGUACUUAAUCCCUGUAGUACUUAAGCCUGCGUUUGUAAUUUUUCUUUUAAAAAUUUAACAUUAUGCAGUACCGCUCAGUAGAGACUCACCAUUAUGACAUCAUAAAUUUUUAAGUGCCAUAUUUUAUUCAAGGUAAUACGAAUAACAGACGUACACUGAAAUGGCAGAUGGAAUACCCAGAUUUUUUGCCUUAGUUGCUCGUGACCUUGGGCCAGGAGCUUAACUUUACAGUGCUUCAGUUUUCCCACUUUUUAAGGAGGGCAAUUAUUGAUUUCCAUAUUAAUUCAGAAGAAUGUUGUGAGGAUUAGGCAAAUGCUCUGAAGUCCUUCGCCUAAGAAAAAAAUGUCACUCAAAUUACAAGGUAUUUUACUGUUUUUAGAACCUUGUAACUGAACAGGGAGAUUAUUUUUGAAGUUUAAAAAUUACUAGAUGUAACUUCGAACACAUGCUAUGAGAUAAAUGAUUCUGAAAAGCAUAUGAAAGAGACAUGCUAAUUAGGAAAAAGGGAGUUUACCAAAGCCAAAGAUUCCUAAACUUGCAUAAAUCCUUGCCUCAAAUAAUAAGUCUCAAACAUUUCAUUUAAGCUCAUUUAGUGAAAAAUGACACUUUAAAGCUCAAAAAAAAUUAGUUGUACUAAUUCUGGUACCAUAAAUUGCUUUGACAUAAAUUUGAACCUAGAAUUGGUAGUUCUAAUAAAAUUUUUUCCACUUUGUUAAAGGUUAUGUCAAUCUUGAAUGCUUGUGGGAUUAUUCUCCACCACUGAUACAUAUUUUAUUACUACCACUUUUAAUAAUGCAUAAAGAUUUUUUUAGGUUAGGUUUUUGGAUUUGCUUUGUCUAUGACGAAAAAUAAAAGAAAAAUAAAAAACUCAGUAUUUGGAUUUGAACAUAAAUUUAACAAGUAUAAGGUGAGUCCCCCCCCCUUCCUGAUCUUGUUAGGAUUUAAGUCACCUUUAUUAAAAGGAAGGCUUUACUCUGACUUUUUUCUCCAAGGCAUAGUUUAUAGUUAAUCAUUCAGCAAUUCUUGUCUUAUGGGAAAUUGUCAUUUUAUUUAUGUAAUACUUUUAGUAAUCAGAAGUGAAAAAAAUAUUUUUUAUCCUAAAUGCAGAAUUCACUAACUUGAUACAUUAUAAGAUAACUAAAACAUUAAUUUAAAAUGUAUAUACUGGUUAUUCAGAUUAAAGGGUGGGAGGGGAGACUAGGGCUAAGAAAAAGGGCGAAUUUUUAAAUGAACAGAUUUAGACAAACAAAAACCUUAAAAGAGUAUUUGCACAGUUAUGAAAAGUGAAAAUUGAUAUUGGUAACUGAUAUUUAGAAGGAAGACAGAGAGUAUAAACCAUCUAAAUUAAAAGUUUAAAAUGCCUUACCAGGUAAGAAGAAUGGGCUCCAGUGUUUGAGAAAUCUUUUCAAGAAGAACCUAAACAAGAAGCAUUUCAGUUUUACUAAAAUUUCUACUUGACACACAGAUUUUUCUCCUCCAACAGUUUUACCUUAUACAACAAUUAACAUCUAUUCACAAUUCCAGAACCUCUAUCCAAUUAAUGAAAGGGAAAUGGUCUAAAAAUGAGCUUGCUUGACUGAUAACAGAAAGGCAGUCUGAGAUUAUUCUUAUUUCUGUGUAGAUUUCUAACUAUUCAUUUAAAGCAAGUCAGUGUAUAUUAUCAAACUUGUCCUUGGUGAACUUGAGUGUAUUAUUCAUUAAUUUUAUAGAACUGAAGUCAGAAUUUUUAAGUUUUGUAGAGCUUUCAGAAACACUAGUAAUUACAGCCAAAGAACAGCAUCCAAAAUACAGCAUCCCUCCCCUAAGAAGAAAAAACUCAGAUCACUUACAAAUCCUUUUCCUCAAAUUAUCAAUCAUAAGAGCUAAUAUGAAAAAUUCUAUAAAACAAUGUUGGUCAUAUAAACCAAAUUCCUUUGAAAUUACCAGAUUUAUAUUUUCCAUUUAAGUGAACUAUCCUACAGUAAUUCAUUUUCCAUUUUUACUCUUCAAAAUUAAAGACCAUACUAUAUUUAUAUUUAAAUUAUUAAAUUAAUCUGAAUUUCCAUAAGACCAUGAAACUUCCAACAAUUUAAAUACCAUUUCAAGAUUUUACUUUAAAAAAGAAAAAGCAACACAGAUAUUAGCAGAGUGUUCUUACCGUAGGAGGAAAAGCCAGGAAAAGAGAUGACUCUACAAUGAUAUACAUGUAAAAUGCAGUAAAAUUCCUUUGAUCCUUAAGAACAAAAUGCCAAUUGGUUAUCAUCAGGGUAUUUUUUGUACUUUUUCUCUUCAUAUUUUCCUCAAAGUUAAACCACAUGUAUAUUGUAUCCCCUUCAGCCAUUGCAACAGCUGAAAAAUAACUUUCUUUUGUUUUAGCACAGAGUAUAAAAGCAACAGGAAUAAGAUAAAAAUUAUUCCUCCAGGUAACAUGGUUCAUUUUUAUUUUGGUUUUUCAAGAGUCGAUCUGUCAUAAAAAGAGUUGAAUGAUCAACAGGUGCAGUGUAAGUUGAGUAUAUACAUUUUUUUAUUAUAUGUCAUUAGUACAUGCACAAAUAACUUAAAACAUGAGUAUACAAUAAGAGUGCCCAGAAUUUUUCUAAAAGCACAAUUCACAAACACAAUAAACUGGAUAACAGUAUACCAAAAACUUUAAUAAGCAGAAAUUGGUAGAUUUCAAUCAUUUGGUACUGAUUUUGGUAACCUUACUGAUACAAUUUAACAGAAUCAUAAUAUAAAUUUCAUAUCUUAUUAAAUAUGUGAAAGAAUAUGCUACUUUGCUAGCUUCCCAAACCAACUGUUUUAAACAAAGAUAACAUGUUAUUUACAUUAGCAUACUAUACACUUGACUGACAAGGCAGUAUUUUUAACCCUGGGAGGAACAGGCAGGAGAUCACUUUUUGGAAAAUGUUAAGGUUUAGGUAAAAAAUCUAUCAAUCAAAAAGCAGGGUUUAGUACAGAUAACAGUUUUCGGUGAGGUUUUGUAUCUACCUUUUGUCUUUGAAACGUAAGUGCUAUGUUAAUGUGUAGAAUUUUGGGAAGGUAGGUUUCCUAAAGGCUUUUUCCAACUGCAAAGGCUCAUCAAAUUUUUUAAUGAUAUAUAAUCCUAACUAAGGGGAAGUAAAAAUAAAAACUGUUGAAGAUUUUGUGAAAGUACAUGGAAAUGGGUCAAUGUAAUUAGUUAAGAACAAGGUAGUUUUAAAAUUUUGUGAUGAAGCACUGAAGAAGAUAGUAAUAAGAGGUAAUAAUAAAAACACACAAAACCUAGCAAACUACAAUUAAUUUUUAAUACACCAAAAAAAGUAGAAAAAGUCAAAUAUGCCUAGUAGGAAAAGAAAAUAUGGAUAAAAUAAAAAAGUUUUAAACUAUGAAACUCUUCUAAUACAAAUGAACUCAAUACUGAAUGAUUUUUGUAGAGAGACAAUACUCCAUGUUUUUUCCUCCCCUAUGGAAACCUAAUUCAAUGUUCAACUAAAAUUUAAAUCAUAACCAAAUCUGAGUGUCUAAUAAAGUCCUUUCAUCA